Venustampulla echinocandica is the source of this 2172-nucleotide messenger RNA. Its product is annotated as NADPH-dependent diflavin oxidoreductase 1. Gene Ontology annotation, molecular function: NADPH-hemoprotein reductase activity; flavin adenine dinucleotide binding; FMN binding. Lineage: Eukaryota; Fungi; Ascomycota; Leotiomycetes; Helotiales; Pleuroascaceae. The record is from RefSeq and is a predicted model, not a curated record. The coding region runs from base 1 to 2172 and encodes 723 amino acids. The transcript has 4 exons. Gene Ontology annotation, cellular component: cytosol.
AUGGCGGAGGAUAUCCACGCCAGAACAGCUCUUAUCCUCUAUGGAUCCGAGACGGGAAACAGUCAGGACGUCGCCGGCGAGCUGGGCCGGAUGGCGGAGAGAUUGCACUUCGUAGCCAGGGUCAGCGAGAUGGAUGCUGUCGACCUUAAUGUGCUAGUGAAACACCGCGUGGUUAUCUUCGCACUCUCGACCACGGGCCAAGGCGAAUUCCCUAAAAAUGCCCGGAAAUUCUGGAAAAGUCUGCUCAGGAAGCGCCUUCCUCCAGGCUGUCUCGGUCACGUGCGCUUCACGACCUUUGGUCUCGGAGACAGCUCCUAUCCGAAAUAUAACUGGGCUGCUCGGAAGCUUCAUAAACGUCUGGAGCAGCUUGGAGCACAGGAGAUCUAUCCGCGUGGCGAGGCAGACGAGCAGCAUGAAGAAGGAAUCGAUGGAACCUUCUUGUCUUGGAAGGCUGACUUCCACAAACACCUGCUAUCUUUAUAUCCAUUGCCAGAGGGUGUAGAGCCCAUUCCGCCGGAAGUGCUCCUGCCGCCUAAGUAUACACUCCAACUCGUGGAAGGCUCGCCAGAUUUCGAUUCACUGGCCCUGGUAGAAUCCGACCAAGAAACCGGCAAAAGCACGACGGCAGCGAUGGCGGCGAAGUCGACGCAGGAACUUGGUAUUUCUGUCGGCCAGGUGGGAGAGCUGGCUGCUUCCUCCACUUCCAUCUCUCCAUCCAUCCACAACGAAAAUUUAUCAGACUCAACUGCGAACCCCGAGAUCACGCUCAACAUGGCGAACGUUCCACCUGUUGAAUUCAGCAUGCAGGCCGACCUGGCUGGUGAGGCCAAACCGCCCCCGCCGUUGAAGGAAGAGAUCCCGCGCGAUCUGGAACCAAGUGACGCGAAUUCGCAGCUGCCGGAUGACUAUGUUCUUCCUAUUCCGGAUUCAUUUCUUGCCAAGUUGGUUGGGAAUAAACGCAUCACGCCUGAGAGUCACUGGCAAGAUGUCCGUGAACUUACAAUUUCCAUACCCAAUGAUACCAGCUACGAUCCGGGCGAUGUCCUGACUCUGUAUCCCAAGAACUUCCCCGAAGAUGUGCAGACCCUGAUCGACCUCAUGGAUUGGAACGAUGUUGCGGAUAUGCAGGUUACUUUUGAACCAGUACAUCCCAAGUACUACGCUGCAGAGGACCUGACCAGCCUGGCUCCUGGCCUCCAUCCCCUCGAUCAAACGACGCUGAGAGAACUCUUACUUCACAACCUGGAUAUCACCGCUAUUCCCAAGCGCUACUUCUUUGAACUCAUCGCCCAUCACACUGACGAUCCGAUGCACAAGGAACGACUGCAGGAAUUCGCCAACCCGAUCUUCAUCGACGAGUUUUUUGAUUACGCUACUCGCCCACGGCGAAGCAUUCUCGAAGUGCUACAAGAGUUCAAUACUGUUAAGCUGCCAUGGAAAUGGGCAACAUCCAUCUUCCCUGUAAUUCGAGGCCGCCAAUAUAGUAUCUCAAGCGGUGGGGCCCUCAAACGCCAUUCGAAGUCAGGCGAUACCAAAAUGCAACUCCUCGUCGCCAUUGUCAAAUAUCGCACUGUACUGAAGAAGGUCCGCCAAGGCCUCUGCUCUAGAUACAUCGCCUCCUUGCCGAUAGGUACAACAUUCACAGUAUCUCUCACCUCGGGCACAUUCAGCAAUAUUGUCAAGUACCAUCCCCGUCUCCCUGUACUCCUCGUCGGCCCCGGAACGGGAGUUGCGCCUCUCCGAUCGCUGAUCUGGGAGCGGGCUGCUCUUAAGCAACUCAAUAGCCGACGACCUGGUCAAAAUAUCAACGUUGGCGAAACACUCCUCUUUUAUGGCGGUCGCAACCGAAAUGCAGACUACUUCUAUCACGACGAGUGGAAUUCGAUGGCCGAUUCUCUGGGGCUCAAAGUCUUCACGGCAUUCUCGCGGGACCAGAAGGAGAAGAUCUACGUGCAGGAUAUUAUUCGGAAGGAGAAGAAGGCAGUGUGGGAUGUGAUUGAGUGCAAGGCCGUAAUCUUUGUCUGCGGUAGUUCGGGGAGUAUGCCGAAGGCGGUCCGGGAGGCGAUCAUUGAUGUUAUGGCGGAGAUGGGGCCUUUUGUGGAUAGAGACGAGGCGGUUGAGCAGCUGAGGCUGAUGGAGCUGAAGGGGUUUUAUGUGCAGGAGACGUGGUGA